UAUUUUUAAGUAACAGUUUAAAUAUAUAGUGACUUCCAUCUUUCCAGAAACCAGAAGCCAAGAGCUGAUGUUAACGACCAGGUCUUAAUAACGAGUACAACUGGUUACGUAACUUCAGUUGUUUGCUGCGUUAAAAUAAAUCUCGUGACUAAGAGAAAUAAUUUAAGUCAUUCAAAUUUUUCUCGGACGUUUAUGUUAUUCUACUAUACAAACAAAUAGCACAGUUUGAUUAAUUUAUUAUUUACUUGUUAUAUAAAGUAUAUAACUUGCAUGUUUGAACAGUAGUCAUUCGCAGCUUUUCAAACCUCAGUCGUUUGCUUGAUAUGGUAAAAACCACCGUUUGGCCUGAGUGUGGGCCGAAAAGGCAUUUGUCUGCUCAUCUUGGCUACAGACUUCUGUUUCUGGUUACUGUCCCUACGGUCUACUGCCUCAUAGCAGCCGGUGGAAGAGUAAUUGAGCAUCAGAACUUCCAGAAGCAACAUACAGUUCGCCAGUUACUAUGGCACUUCGAAGACAUCACUGCAGAAGGUGCCCAGAACUGCACCCCCCCAUCUGUAUCAGAUUUCCCACCAGAUCUAUUCACCCCAGAGCAGCGUCGGGCAGGGGCAGUGGUCAUUCAUGCAUUCGUCUGUUGCUACCUUUUUGCAAUGCUGGCACUGAUUUGCGAUGACUACUUCGUUCCCUGUAUCCAGGAAAUGUGUGAACGUUUGAAUAUGUCUGAAGAUGUGGCUGGCGCCACAUUCAUGGCAGCAGCAGUGUCAUGCCCUGAGCUCUUUAUCAAUGUAGUGGGCACAUUCAUCACAGAAGGAGACAUUGGUGUGGGCACUAUUGUUGGGAGUGCUGUUUUCAAUGUACUUGCUGUGCCAGCUUGCUGUGGGCUCUUUGCUACGCAGGUGAAACUGAACUGGAAGUCAUUAUCCCGAGAUUGUGGAAUAUACAGUCUCACUGUCAUAGCCCUGAUCACAGUGCUAUUGGAUGGCCGUGUGGAGUGGUAUGAAGCACUCAGUCUUGUGCUGCUUUACACUUUCUACAUUCUAGUAAUGUACUACAAUGCUGAAAUUGGACAAUGGUUAAGUGGAUGCUACUGCAAACACCAUCAUCCUUACAAACAAAUACCUGGUCAUGCCAUCUCUUCAGAGAAAAAACCCUUGAUUACACAGAAUGUGCAUGGGAGCAAGCUCAUUAAAUUUGAAGUCAAUGGCCAACUACAAGAGAAUGGGUAUGCAAAAUAUAAUGGGGAUUUAAAAGACAUGGAGAGUAAUGCUUUUAUCAUUGAAGAGAACAUCCCAGAAGUUAAAACUGGGUUAUGCCAUUGGCCAUCGAAAGGAAGCUGCAGCAGUAAAUUGUGUUGGCUGCUUAUUAGACCAAUAGCCAUAGUGCUGGCUGCAACAAUCCCUGACUGUCGUUCAGAAUUGUGUAAGAGAUUCUACAUGGUGACUUUCUUAAUGUGUGUUGUGUGGAUUGGUGCAGCUUCAUAUCUGGUUGCAUGGAUGAUAACCAUUGUAGGAGAAACUCUGAAAAUUCCAGAUUCUGUGAUGGGUCUUACAUUCUUGGCUGCAGGCAUGAGCAUACCAGAAGCUGUUUCAAGUGUGAUUGUAGCUAACAAAGGUCAUGGAAGUAUGGGAAUCAGUAAUUCUAUUGGUUCUAACACAUUUGAUAUUUUACUGUGUCUUGGACUGCCUUGGCUGAUCAAGUGUACUUUCUUACCUGCAACUGAAGGCAACCAUUAUGUACAGAUAAAUUCUGGUGGCAUGGGAUACAGCGCCAUUUUACUCUUUUCUUCAUUGCUUGUUCUCUAUCUUACUUUCUUAUUCAACGAUUUCAAACUAGACAAGAAAGUGGGAACAAUUUUUCUUGUCGUCUAUGUUGUAUUUCUUAUUAUGGCAGCCCUCUUAGAAUUGAACACAUUUUUCCCAGUGAAUCUCCCGGUGUGUGGACAGGGAUAUUAAUUUAAACACUUCA
Cryptotermes secundus is the source of this 1962-nucleotide messenger RNA. Its product is annotated as sodium/potassium/calcium exchanger 4. Bases 324 to 1949 code for a protein of 541 amino acids. Gene Ontology annotation, molecular function: calcium, potassium:sodium antiporter activity; calcium channel activity. The record is from RefSeq and is a predicted model, not a curated record. Gene Ontology annotation, cellular component: membrane. Gene Ontology annotation, biological process: calcium ion transmembrane transport; intracellular calcium ion homeostasis. NCBI's taxonomy places the organism in Eukaryota, Metazoa, Arthropoda, Insecta, Blattodea, Kalotermitidae. The transcript has 9 exons.